AUGAGACAUCACAGAGUACGUAGAGUUACUGGUAGUGGCAACCACAAUCUCUCCUAUGCAGGGAGAGAUCUUCAACUUCAAGAGACCUACUUAAAGGUGCUUCUUGGAAAUAGCAGUCGAAGCAGCAGUACCAAUGCGUCAAGUACAGUGACUGAUUCUUUUGAGCAAUUUGUUGCUGAUAAAGUUGCAUAUGCACUCACCCAAGGUCUCAAGGUUCAUGAUGGUCUGAGAAAGUGGCUCCACUCCAAUGUUAGCCCAGCAGUUGAUGAAUCGACCAGGAUAAUUUAUGGAGGGUCUGUUAAUGGAGCUAACUGCAAAGAACUUGCAGCUCAACCAGAUGUUGAUGGGUUCCUUGUUGGUGGAGCCUCAUUGAAGCCUGAGUUCGUGGACAUCAUCAAGUCUGCCACUGUCAAAUCUUCAUCUGCCUAG
Molecule: messenger RNA, 429 nt
Organism: Miscanthus lutarioriparius
Lineage: Eukaryota; Viridiplantae; Streptophyta; Magnoliopsida; Poales; Poaceae
Source: the annotation of a GenBank genome assembly